Telopea speciosissima is the source of this 1362-nucleotide messenger RNA. Its product is annotated as protein ROH1-like. Lineage: Eukaryota; Viridiplantae; Streptophyta; Magnoliopsida; Proteales; Proteaceae. Bases 96 to 1271 code for a protein of 391 amino acids. The transcript has 2 exons. The record is from RefSeq and is a predicted model, not a curated record.
GAUGGCGUUCUGAAUUUGAGGUUUUUGUAAGAGAAGUAGCAAACUUUUGAACAAACAACAAAGGAGUAGGGAUUUGUUUUCUCAUGUGAGUGAGAAUGCCUGCGACGGAUUACCAGGGUUCAUCUGCGCCUUUUUCCUCGAUAGGUCGUUCGAUAUUGAGCAUUAGGCGUGAUCAAGUUCAUACCAUGGAAGGGAACCAGGAGCCUACCAACCUGGAAUUGGAGCUCGAGGCGUUCCAGAAACAGGUUGCUGAUCGAUUCAAUGAUCUCCACGCUGUUCCCGGCGAAGAUCUGCUCUCCCUCUCAUGGAUCCGACGUCUUCUUGAUGCAUUCCUCUGCUGCCAGGAAGAAUUUAGGGUUAUCUUGUUCAACAACAAGGCCCUCGUCACGAAACCUCCCCUGGAUCGUAUGAUUAAUGAAUUCUUCGAGAGAAGCGUCAAGGCGCUUGAUGUCUGCAACGCUAUACGCGAUGGAAUUGAGCAAGUCCGGCAGUGGCAGAAGCACUUGGAGAUCGUCCUCUGUGCCUUGGACUCUCGCCAGAGGAUCCUGGGAGAGGGUCAGUUCCGUCGGGCCAAGAAGGCUUUGACGGAUUUCGCAAUUGCCAUUCUCGAUGACAAGGAUUCAAGUUCUGUCCUUGCCCACAGGAACCGUUCCUUUGGCCGAAACAACACAAGCGUCAAGGACCACCGUGCAUCAGGGCAUUUCCGCUCCCUUUCAUGGAGUGUCUCUCGCACAUGGUCCGCCGCUAAGCAGCUUCAGGCGAUUGGGAACAACUUGGCCCCUCCUCGCGGCAAUGAGAUUGUCGCCACUGGUGGGCUUGCAGUCUCCGUCUACACCAUGAACUCGGUGCUUCUGUUCGUAAUGUGGGCUCUUGUGGCUGCAAUUCCUUGCAAGGACCGUGGCCUGCAAACCCAUUUCUCCAUCCCUCGCCAAUUCCCAUGGGCAAACUCAAUUUUGUCACUCCAUGAGCGGGUCUUGGAGGAGUCUAAGAGGCGGGAGCGAAAGAAUGCGAGUGGAUUGAUGAGGGAAAUAUAUCACAUCGAGAAAUCUGUGCGUCACUUGACUGAGAUGGCUGAUGCAGUUCAUUUUCCGUUGACGGAGGAGCGGGAGAAAGAGGUGAGGCAGGGAGUAUCGGACUUGGCACUGGUCUUGGAUACGGUGAAGGAGGGAUUGGAUCCUCUGGAGCGUCAGGUAAGGGAGGUGUUCCAUAAGAUCGUGCGUAGCCGAACUGAAGGUCUUGACUGCUUGGGUAGGCCAAACAAUUCUGAAUGAUCUCCCAAAUCUGAAAUUUGGUCCAUUUCUAGUGGGCAUCAAAAUUGUACAAUUUUGCAUUAUAUUACUACAAGUAAUUUGGGUUUUCUGG